AUGCCAGGAGCGGAGAGAAACAACGCACAGUUACCGUUUUCGUGGGAACCGCGAGAGCACUCGCCCCGCGACCUACGCACUCCGUUCCGCGAGUUUCGAGCUCCGUUCCACGAGUUUCGAACUCCGUUCCGCGAGUUUCGAGCUCCGUUCCGCGAGUUUCGAACUCCGUUCCGCGAGUUUCGAACUCCGUUCCGCGAGUUUCGAACUCCGUUCCGCGAGUUUCGAACUCCGUCGCGCGAGUUUCGAGGGAAUAUUGAACGCGGGGACGAUGAGUCCGCCGCAAAGGCCGAAAUUUAUGACGUCUCUAAA
Messenger RNA from Iphiclides podalirius (scarce swallowtail), 309 nucleotides. NCBI's taxonomy places the organism in Eukaryota, Metazoa, Arthropoda, Insecta, Lepidoptera, Papilionidae. The record is from the annotation of a GenBank genome assembly.